Mycotypha africana is the source of this 1099-nucleotide messenger RNA. RefSeq names its product thymidylate synthase. The coding region runs from base 112 to 1014 and encodes 300 amino acids. Gene Ontology annotation, molecular function: thymidylate synthase activity. Gene Ontology annotation, biological process: dTMP biosynthetic process. The record is from RefSeq and is a predicted model, not a curated record. The transcript has a single exon. Lineage: Eukaryota; Fungi; Mucoromycota; Mucoromycetes; Mucorales; Mycotyphaceae. Gene Ontology annotation, cellular component: cytosol; mitochondrion.
GGUCGUGUUUGAGAUACGCGCUUCGUGACACAUCACGUACCUUUUUUCCAACCAUCUUCAAUUAUUCCUUUUUUUUCAUUUUUGUAGAAAAAGACUAAUUCCUUGACACAAAUGACAGUUGAUCACGAAGAAAAGCAAUACCUUGAUCUUAUUAAACGUAUUAUGGAUGAAGGCGAACAUCGUGCCGAUCGCACUGGCACUGGCACUUUAGCUAUUUUUGCUCCACCUCAACUUCGCUUUUCACUCAAAGACGAUAUUUUCCCUCUUUUGACAACCAAGCGAGUAUUUUUCAGAGGUGUCCUCGAGGAACUAUUAUGGUUUAUCCGAGGCGACACAAAUUCCAAGCAUUUGAGUGAUCGCAAUGUUAAGAUUUGGGAUGGCAACGGUUCACGAGAAUAUUUGGACAAGAUCGGGUUGAGUCAUCGUCGUGAAGGCGAUCUUGGUCCUGUGUACGGUUUCCAAUGGAGACAUUUCGGUGCCAAGUACGUGGAUUGUGAUACAGACUAUACAGGCCAGGGUAUAGAUCAAUUACAGCAAGUUAUAGAUAAGAUUAAACAUAACCCUACAGAUCGUCGAAUCAUUUUAAGUGCAUGGAAUCCUGCCGAUAUUCCCAUUAUGGCAUUACCACCUUGCCAUGCUUUCUGUCAAUUUUAUGUAUCAAAUGCGCCCACUGAUGGAAAAGGACGUGCAAGACUAUCAUGUGUUCUAUACCAGCGGUCCUGCGAUAUGGGUUUGGGAGUCCCUUUCAACAUUGCCUCAUACGCUUUAUUGACAAGAAUGAUUGCUCAUGUUACAGACUUGGAACCAGGAGAGUUUAUCCAUACUAUGGGUGACACACAUAUUUAUGUGGAUCAUAUCGAUGCGCUUAAACAACAACUCGAACGAGAACCUAGACCUUUCCCUACAUUGAAAAUCAACCGUAAAGUGACAAAUAUUGACGAUUUCAAAUUCGAAGAUUUUGAACUUGAAAACUAUAAGCCUCAUGGCAAGCUUGAUAUGAAGAUGUCCGUAUAGAAAUUGCAUUUUUUGUUAUUGGUUUUUUUUUUGUUUUCUGUUUAUCCAUAUCCUCUUUCCUGACAUAGAACACACGAAAUUAUAC